GAAUAAACCACUGUUGAUAUUGAAAAGGCAUGCACAAUGUCCACUUUUGUGUGCCAGAAGUGUGAGGAACAGUGCAACAGUUUGCCCUCAGUCUAGAUAUGAAUGGGAGCCCUCAUCACAAAGUUUCAUCCAGACUGGGCCCGUGAUGUAACAUCUUGCAGUGCAAUGGGUACUCAGACACUGAACUAGAACCAGAGCAUAGCUGUUGAAUAAAAUAUUCAAUCCCAUUGUAUGGGGCCAUGUAUGUUCUCAAAGGCCACUAUUAUUACAUUGCAACAAAAGAAAAGUGCUGUGGAAGAUGGGCUUACAAUGUGGUUCUACAACAAGGACUUUACAUUAACAGCAUGCUCCAUGUAAGGUCCUGUCCCAUAACCUGUGUACCGUCCUGUGUAUCCCUCAUGAUCCUGUGGCUCUGGAGGAACACUUCAGGGAUGAUGAUGAUGGUCCAGUCUCCAGCCAGGGCUACAUGCCUUACCUUAACAAAUAUAUCCUGGACAAGGUAGAAGAGGGUUGUUUUAAGAAGGAGAAUGUUGACGAGCUUUGCUGGACUCUCACUGCAAAGAAGAACUACCGUCCAGACAGGAGCAGCAGCAGUGUGCUGCCAGAGAAAGAUGCAUUCCGUCUCUGGUGUCUCUUCAACUUCUUGUCUGAAGACAAGUACCCGCUGGUUAUGGUGCCCGAUGAAGUGGAAUACCUACUGAAGAAGACAUGCAUGGCCAUGAGCAUUGAUCUCAACUGUGUGGAGCUGGAAGACUUCAUCACCCAGGAGUCAGUGCAGCAGAGUGGCUUCACUGUUUGGGUUUUUCUGGAGAUGAUGAAUUCUGGGAAGAUAACCAGAGCUGUAGACAAGGAAAUAACCAGCAUGGCUAUUGAAGAGGUCUACCGGGAAAUAGUUGGCGAUGUCCUCAAAGAGGGCUACCUGUGGAAGAAGGGCCAACUAAGGAGGAACUGGAAGGAGCGUUGGUUCACCCUGUGGCCCAGUCACCUGGCCUACUACACCGGGGAGGAUCGCAAGGACUGUCAGGGCAACAUAGCCCUGGACGCAAACUGCUGCGUGGAGGUACACGCAGGACAAGUGCUGCCAGACCGAGAUGGGAAGAGGUGUAUGUUUUGUUUGAAAACCCUCUCCAAGAGCUACGAGAUGAGCGCCUCCGACACCAAGCAGAGGCAGGAGUGGACGGCAGCCAUUCAGACGGCCAUCCGGCUCCAAGUGGAGGGCAAGUCUUCGCUCCACAAGGACCUGAAGAUGAAGCGUCGGGAGCAGAGGGAGCAGCGGGAGAAGCGUCUGCUGGCCAAGGAGGAGGAGGGUGAGCGUCUGCGCGCCCUGCAGGAGGAGCGCGAGCACAAGCUGGCCGAGCUGGAGCUGCUGAAGGAGGCCCAGCGGCAGGCGCAGGCCCUGCUGGAGCAGGACGAGCAGAGGAGACGCCAGCAGCACCAGCAGCUGCAGCAGGCCCUGGAGGUGCAGCUCCGCGAGGCUGAGGAGGCGCGGGCCAGCAUGCAGGUGGAGAUGGCUCUGAAGGAGGAGGAGGCGGAGAGGCAGAGGAAAAGGAUUCAGGAGCUGGAGGAGUUGCAGAAACGUCUGGAGGAGGCGUUGCAGCAGGAGAUCAAGGCCCGUCUCGACGAGGAGGCCCACCGCUACGCUCAGGCUGGUUUACUGGCAGAGGAGGAGGAUAAGAUGAAGGCCCUGAUGGCCCUCCAGGAGGAGCAGGAGGACUACAUCCUGAAGACCCAGAGGGAGAAGCAGGAGCUCAGGCAGGAGAUGGAGACCAAGUCCCGGGAUCUGGACGAGGCCCAAAGACAGCUGGAGGAGGUCCGCGCCAACCGGCACCGGGUGGACCAGGAUGUGGUGGCUGCCCAAAGGAAGCUUCGGCAAGCCAGCACCAAUGUCAAGCAUUGGAAUGUUCAAAUGAACAGGCUGAUGCGUCCCAUUGGACCAGGAGAGAAGAGGCCUUCAGGUGGGGGCUCCUUCUCCAGUUUCCAGAUCCCCUCACAGAGAGACCCCGGCCUGCGCCUCAGACAGAGGUCCGAUGACGAGAGCAAGGAGAACGUGGACAGCAGCGCCGCGUGCGAAGGGGAGCGCCGUCUUUCCCAGGCCUCAAACGGAGACAUGGAGACCUCGUGAGAACAUGACCCCAUGAGGAGAACAACACCAGUGGUGUGUUACUUUGGGGGGGGGGGG
Osmerus eperlanus (European smelt) is the source of this 2179-nucleotide messenger RNA. It is a transcript of the gene def6a, whose product is annotated as DEF6 guanine nucleotide exchange factor a. Gene Ontology annotation, cellular component: cytoplasm; nucleus. Bases 467 to 2122 code for a protein of 551 amino acids. The record is from RefSeq and is a predicted model, not a curated record. The transcript has 11 exons. Lineage: Eukaryota; Metazoa; Chordata; Actinopteri; Osmeriformes; Osmeridae.